Messenger RNA from Cucurbitaria berberidis CBS 394.84, 2729 nucleotides. RefSeq names its product Pkinase-domain-containing protein. The transcript is spliced from 2 exons. The record is from RefSeq and is a predicted model, not a curated record. Gene Ontology annotation, cellular component: cyclin/CDK positive transcription elongation factor complex; nucleus. Bases 315 to 2645 code for a protein of 776 amino acids. Gene Ontology annotation, molecular function: ATP binding; cyclin-dependent protein serine/threonine kinase activity; RNA polymerase II CTD heptapeptide repeat kinase activity. NCBI's taxonomy places the organism in Eukaryota, Fungi, Ascomycota, Dothideomycetes, Pleosporales, Cucurbitariaceae. Gene Ontology annotation, biological process: protein phosphorylation; transcription elongation by RNA polymerase II; positive regulation of transcription elongation by RNA polymerase II.
CCUCGUGCACCCCGUCGCCGCCGCUCUUCUCGGUCGCCGUCCCCUACCUCAAAACCUCGACAACGCCCGGACAAAACAACCAAACCGGACAAACUAAUUCGCGCAAACAACCCCACCUCGCGCAGAGGUUCGCCUGCACCUGCCUCAGGUUACAACUCAGAUACGUCAAAAGAGAAGAACAAGGAAGAUAAGAUGAGGGGAGCGAACCACUACCAAGGCCGCGGUGGGCCUGGCUUUCAACAUUCUCCACCAUACCCUGCACAUAACCAAUACCCUCCUCAGGGCCAGUCACCUUACCAUGGCGGUCGGGGAGGAUGGAGUGGGCAGCAAUACUCCAACCAAGGGUAAGCUCCAACUCCAUAACUUUUUAUCGUGUGCUAACGCUUAGCAGCUCUCCCAUGCAAGGCUACUCGCCAAACCAAUCGCCAUAUAAUCAAAACCAACAAUCACCUGGAUACUAUCAACAUCAGUCAUAUCCCGCUCAACAUGGUUUCCAGAAUACCCCCUAUCGAGGAGGUCACGGUGGCUUCCGUGGGAAUCACUUCAAUGGUCCUGAUAGGCGGUUGUCGGGCCCUGGCGCAAAUGCCCCAUUUGGAGCGCAGGGCGGCCGAGGUCGCGGUGGAGCGCCCACACAGUUCUCAAAUCUGUCGUGGACGCCAGCCUCUGGGACGCGAGGCGGCCGACCGGCCACCGAGGCACCACGCCCACAGCCUGCCCCGGCAGCGUCCACCGAGGCUGCAGCCGUCGAUGCUGACGACAAUCCAUUUCGUCCUUCGAAAGACCUGCGCGUAGAAGAUGAAGGCCCCAAAGAAGAGAAGAUAGCACCACCGAACAAAUCUUCCGCUGCUUCUCUGGCACAGCCAAAGUCAGGCUUCAGUUUCUCCCUCAAGACAAAGAAUCCAGUGCCUCCGGCUAGUAAGGCUAAGCUUGGACUGGAAGAACCCGAGAAGCCAGAAGUAUCAACUAAGGAGUCUCUGCUGGCCCCUAAAACGAAAGAGGCGUUAGCUCGCGAAUCCGCAUCACGCUAUCCUUCGGAAUCAAGAGGUGACCGGGACCGCGAUCCUCGGGAUAGGGACUAUGAUCGAGACCGGAACCACGAUCGUGACCGAGAUUACCGUGACAGGGACCGCCGAUUCGAUGAUUACUAUGAUCGAAAGCCCGCUUACAGAGAUCCUCGCGAUAGAGACCCGCGAGAUAUACGCGACCCGCGAGAUACAUAUUAUCGUGACAGAGAACGGGAUUAUAGGGACCCACGGGACCGAGAUGUACGCGAUCUGCGCGAUGCUCGAGAUAUACGUGAUGGAAGGGACCGAGAUCCGCGGGACCUGCGUGACCCACGAGACGCUCGAGAUAUUCGAGAUAGAGAUCGCAGAGACCCUUACCCGCCUCGGCGACCGGAGCCGCGGCCUGACACUCGUCUUGGUGCUCGACCAGAACGGCGAACACCUCCACCCGAAGUACCAAAGACGAAAAUCAUUAAGAAGAAGCGAAUGAAGCCUCGACCAACACUCACCCCUGAGCAUGCGGCCUCAGACUCUGUAUACUACCGGAAACCGGGUAACGAAUCUGUGGUAGGCGCAGGUACAUUCGGCAAAGUCUUCAAGGGUAUACAUGUCUAUACAAAGGACAUGGUGGCUCUGAAGAAAAUUCGUAUGGAGGGCGAGCGCGAUGGUUUUCCCAUUACUGCUAUCCGAGAAAUCAAACUUCUUCAGUCUCUCAACCAUGACAACGUUGUCAAGCUACGAGAAGUCAUGGUCGAGAAGAAUGACUGCUUCAUGGUCUUUGAGUACCUUUCUCACGACCUUACUGGUCUGCUAAAUCACCCGACCUUUAACCUCGAACCAUCCCACAAGAAGGAUCUUGCGAAACAGCUCUUCGAGGGCUUGGACUACCUUCACCGCCGUGGCGUAUUACAUCGCGACAUUAAAGCGGCAAAUAUCUUAGUAUCUAAUACAGGCCAAUUGAAACUUGCGGAUUUCGGACUCGCACGGUUCUAUGCGAAGAGCAGCAAGCUCGACUAUACCAACCGCGUUAUAACCAUCUGGUAUCGCUCACCCGAACUUCUACUGGGGGAAACGCAGUACGGACCCGCAGUCGACAUCUGGUCAGCAGCAUGUGUACUUGUGGAGAUCUUCACUCGACACGCCAUCUUCCCGGGCGAUGGAGGCGAGAUCAAUCAGCUUGACAAGAUCUACAAUGUUCUCGGCACUCCAACAGUGCAAGACUGGCCUGGCAUCGUCGACAUGCAGUGGUUUGAACUGCUUCGCCCUACCGAACGGAAGCCUUCAACCUUUGAAGAGAAGUACAAAGAUAGGGUCAGCCCAAUGGGAUUCGAGCUGCUGCAAGCCAUGUUCCUAUACGACCCUACUGCGCGGCCCACCGCCGCGGAUGUGCUCGAGCACCCCUUCUUCACAAGCGAGGCACCCGUUCCCCGGCGUGCGGAAGCACUGAAGGAGUUGGAGGGUGAUUGGCACGAGUUUGAAAGCAAGGCGCUCAGGAAGGAGAAGGAGAAGCACGACAAAGAAACGCGGCGGGCGGCAAGAGAGGAAACAGCGAAGAAAGAUGAGGGCAAACGCAGGGCCGACGCGUCACUAGGAGAGGAGCGAGAGACAAAGCGUGCGAAGAGUGGUGACGUGACGGUAUAGUCUGCCGAUAGACUGUUAGCGGGCGCACGUUGUUUGUAUGAGUAGAUACUCCCCGUAGGCCACAACGCCUCAAGUCAAGGAGAA